AGGCCCGACAAGGAGCUUGACCCGAAGCUGGGUUUCCUCCACGUGGGGAGACAAGAAAAGACCAGAGGCCGCAACGCUCCUCUCGCUGCCACCUCAUCGCCGCCCAGGUUCUCUCUCCACCUUGCAGCAGCGUUUCCGCUCUGCUUAGCCUUCGCCGGUUCUCGGCUCUUGCAUCCAAUUUCUCGAAGUUUUACGUCUCCCAAACCCUAGCUCAGAAGAUUUGGAACCCGAUUCUCUUCCAUUAGUAUAUAGUUUUUGUUAACCUUGGGCUAUAUUCCUUCGCCGCCAUGAAUAUUUUCCGAUUAGCAGGCGACAUGACGCAUCUAUUCAGUGUCCUUGUUCUUCUCCUCAAGAUAUAUGCUACAAAAUCCUGUUCAGGGAUUUCCCUCAAGACGCAGGAGCUUUAUGCGCUGGUGUUUCUGACCCGUUACUUGGACUUACUUACGGUUUUCGUUUCGAUUUACAAUUCGGUGAUGAAGGUGGUGUUCAUAUCAAGCUCGAUCGCCAUUGUUUGGUGCAUGCGCGCCCAUCCACUGGUACGGAGGACGUACGAUAAGGAACUUGAUACAUUCCGACACUAUAUGCUUGUUGGUGGGAGUUUUUUGCUCGCGCUUUUCUUUCACGAUGAAUUUACUGUUCGGGAGGUACUUUGGGCAUUUUCGAUCUACUUGGAAGCAGUGGCAAUUCUUCCACAACUAGUUUUGCUCCAAAGAAGCAGAAACGUGGACAAUUUAACAGGCCAAUAUGUUUUCUUUCUCGGGGCAUAUCGAGCCUUAUAUAUUCUCAACUGGAUCUACCGGUAUUUUACAGAGAAAUACUACAGCAGAUGGAUAUCCUGGAUUGCCGGUAUCGUCCAGACGGCACUGUACAUAGACUUCUUCUACUACUACUUUAUAAGUUGGAAAAACAACGAAAAACUUAAGCUUCCAGAAUGAUCUAAAUGGCGGAGAUUUAUGGUUCUUUGCGGCAAUACAUUGGCGGACUCAACAGUUUGUUGGUUUCUACAUCUAACAUUAUUCUCAUAAGCUAUUUUGAUGAAGAUUUGAUUCUGCUAACUCUACUGAACAAUUUUGAUACCUGCAGCUGAUUUGCGAUUGUGAAUGUAUCCAGACAUAGCUUUUUUAAUACUUCAGUCCUUUCCUGAUCGUGUUCUAGCUAGAUAUCCUCACUUCACUAAAAGUGUUUACUUUAUAAAACUUCGGAAUAGCAGCAGUAAUCUUCUGUUUAGAUUCGUAUUCA
Dendrobium catenatum is the source of this 1239-nucleotide messenger RNA. RefSeq names its product ER lumen protein-retaining receptor A. Gene Ontology annotation, cellular component: cis-Golgi network; membrane; endoplasmic reticulum. The record is from RefSeq and is a predicted model, not a curated record. Gene Ontology annotation, molecular function: ER lumen protein retrieval receptor activity. Gene Ontology annotation, biological process: endoplasmic reticulum to Golgi vesicle-mediated transport; protein retention in ER lumen. Lineage: Eukaryota; Viridiplantae; Streptophyta; Magnoliopsida; Asparagales; Orchidaceae. The transcript has 6 exons. Bases 288 to 935 code for a protein of 215 amino acids.